Molecule: messenger RNA, 1251 nt
Organism: Notolabrus celidotus (New Zealand spotty)
Lineage: Eukaryota; Metazoa; Chordata; Actinopteri; Labriformes; Labridae
Gene: bloc1s3
Product: biogenesis of lysosomal organelles complex-1, subunit 3
Exons: 5
Coding region: 132-719 (195 amino acids)
Cellular component (GO): BLOC-1 complex
Source: RefSeq, a predicted model, not a curated record
GUCAGAACAUCCGGUUGUGUUGUCAAACGUCACUUAUCACGUGACUACACAGCAAAGAUUUGAUUGGUUCGUAGAAAACAACCGACUUCCGUAUUGCUCAUGUGAUUUGCUUUGGACACCAAAGAGAAGUCAUGUCCAGUAGGUACCAGAUUGUGGUGCAGGGCGAGGCCUCUGAGACGGACUCUGAUGAUGAGGUGUACAUCACCUCCAUGGCAGCUCCCCAAACUGCCACAGUUGGAGCCAAGGUACCUGGGGAGGCGUCUGAAACAGACAGUGAGGAGGAGGAGGAACAGUCGGGCAGAGUCUCUGCUCUGAGCCAGGAGAGCGCUCAGAUACUCAGGAGAGACCUCCCUCCUCUCAUUGUAGUUCGAGACCAUCCCGAUAUACAGUCUAUAGUGGAAGACAGGCCAAGCCCUACACAUAGGCCGCAUGGUGAUACUCUCUUACAACAGAAGCUGCAAGAAUCAAACAGCCGGCUGUAUUCUGAUGUUGGACAGACGCUACGGCAUGUUUACGGCAGUGCUAGUAGAGAGGUGCACAAUGCAACAGCUCAGCUGACUACCUCACAGAGCGCCAUCAUCAAUGCCUCCCACAGCAUCCGAUUAAUCCUGGAUGACCUGAAGGCAGUUUCCGAGAAGAUUGACAUCAUCACCAGCUGCCAAAUACUGCCUGAUAUUAACAUCAACAAUCUCAGUAGUUCUGCUGCUCCUGCACCUUAAAAAUAAAAAAUAACACAUAUAAUUUAAAUCCAAACAUAUAACUUUGAUGUUUAACAUCAUGAUUGGUGUUUUCUCAAUGAAAAUGAGAGUAGGACUCAAGCUAGUAAAUUGAAGCAAGUUAGCUUUACUUCAGUGUUUACAUAUGAUCGCUAUGCAUAUGAAUAAGUGUUUUUAUUUAACAAUCACAAACUAGUAUUUAUAUUGUGUGUCCUCAUAAUAUUAGCCCUGGGUUCUUUCUGUAAAAAGUGAAGGACAAGAAAACAAACUAAUGCUGUCACCUAAUGUUUUGAGAUACACUUUUACAAAGGAAAUUAUUGAUACAUCAGCAUACAUAAGUGUUACUCAAUGUAAUCUCUUAAAGCACUGUGCACUGAUUUUGAUAUCCUUUUGUACCCUUUACUGUUUUCUGGUCCACAGUGAUAGGAUGAGGAGACAGUCUUGUACUUUUUUUUCUCAACAGAUAACCUUUUUGUUUCAUUUUCCCCUGUGGCACUAAAAUUGUUAAAUAAAUGUUACUAUACAAAAACACAAA